UCAAAGAGCAGGCUCAGAUCUAAAAUUUCCAGUUAGCAGUAUGGAGUAUCAGCACUAUUUGAGCAAACAGCUGAGCCUUUUCCACUACCAUCUACUCUUCGACUAUGGAGCACUGAUCAAGGCGGCCACUUGCAUUGCCUUCGGCGCCGUCUGCGGCUGGAUAAUGAGCCUGAUCACAUUCGUGGUGUACAAGACGGCAGUUGGCCUGGGAGUCAAACCCAGGGCAUGUGACAACGAUGAUAAGUACGAUGAUCUCGACCUGGACGUGCAUACGGAGUAUGGGUAUGGGUGCGACCGAAUGCUGUCCCAAUGCCAGGAGCUUAGUGAUUGGCUUGUGAGGACACAGUAACUUAGACAGGACAUCGCCUGCGGGGACAUUCGAUUCGCCUUCUUUGUGCAUGAUCAAUCAAAGUAUCCCAAUCAAAGUAUCCCGACGCCACUUAGACCGUCUCGAGUGCGCAGAGUGAAUUUUUCAGAUACUGUUACAAACAGUGGCAGAGUGGUAGAGUGGCAGUAUCGGAUAUUUUCUCUGCCGUUCUCGAAGUCAUUAGCAUAAUGUUUCUCGACACUGUCAGGGCCUUAAAUUGAAUUCAGCAUGCACCGCAGGCCGCCAUUUAUGCAAGCUUAUUUCUAUAGACGAAGGCCCGAGGUUCAAAUAUUUAAUAAACCAAACCGUUUCUGACUGAAAAA
Molecule: messenger RNA, 690 nt
Organism: Drosophila teissieri
Lineage: Eukaryota; Metazoa; Arthropoda; Insecta; Diptera; Drosophilidae
Exons: 1
Coding region: 41-349 (102 amino acids)
Source: RefSeq, a predicted model, not a curated record